Messenger RNA from Vitis vinifera (wine grape), 2953 nucleotides. RefSeq names its product agamous (gene AG). Gene Ontology annotation, biological process: positive regulation of transcription by RNA polymerase II. The record is from RefSeq and is a predicted model, not a curated record. Lineage: Eukaryota; Viridiplantae; Streptophyta; Magnoliopsida; Vitales; Vitaceae. Gene Ontology annotation, cellular component: nucleus. The coding region runs from base 2053 to 2631 and encodes 192 amino acids. The transcript has 8 exons. Gene Ontology annotation, molecular function: protein dimerization activity; RNA polymerase II cis-regulatory region sequence-specific DNA binding; DNA-binding transcription factor activity, RNA polymerase II-specific.
CAACCACGGAUUUCCAAAACCAAUCGAGGGAGGUCUCCCCCCAGAGAAAAAUGGGAAGGGGGAAGAUCGAGAUCAAGCGGAUCGAAAACACCACUAACCGGCAGGUUACUUUCUGCAAGCGCCGCAACGGCUUACUCAAGAAGGCCUAUGAAUUAUCUGUCCUAUGUGAUGCAGAGGUAGCCCUCAUCGUCUUCUCCAGCCGCGGCCGCCUCUACGAAUAUGCCAACAACAGGUAUUGUAUUACUGUUUAAUUAAUUAAUUUCUCCUUGUUGAUCCUUUGUUUUCUUUUCUCAGCUUCUUCUAAGGUUUUGUUUUUCCCUUUUUGAAGGCCUACAAUUUAUUAAGUUAGAAUUAUGGUUCCUGGUUGCCAAGAUUUGAGCUCCUGCAAUAGAUCUUUAGGUGGAUUCAAGCACAAGAACAUAAUCAUUCUUCCUGCAGUUAGAGAUUUGAGUUUCUCUCUAACAAAGAUUCAUUUUUUUUUCUUUCCAUUUUGUUUUUUUCCCUCUGUGAGCUUUAUGGGUUUUCUUCUUUUUUGUGAUCCUUUUUUAGUUCAUAGUUUGUUGGAUACAUAGAUCCGUGGUAAUAGAUAGAAAUGGAAGGCUUACUGUUGUAGUAUAUAUGAACAAGUAGAGAUUUUGGGAAGGUAUGCAGGUCUGUGAGAUCAGCCUCUUAUCUCCUCCAUUGUUGUUAAAAUUUGCUGUUUCCUUUAUCUUUUUCUUCCAUUAUUCCUGUCUCUCUCUCUCUCUCUCUGGUACAUGUCAUGUGUAUGAGGUUAAGAAAGCGUAGAACAAAGCUGUCACUCUCUCAUUAGCCCAUUUCUCUCCAUCUCCUUGACACUUCCUUAAUAUCACGUCAGUUGAAAAUUACACACAUAAAGAAAAUAGAAGUACUAUGAGAAAGUUGUCACGUACCAUUUUUUCAAAAACCACAUUAGGGUUUCGAAAACAACUCAAAUGGGUUUCUCUUCAAACAUGUUAGAUCACCCUUUUCCAAGUUUCCAACCAACCACCGUCGUAAUGGGUCACAACCCAUCACACCCAGAUUAGGGUUUUUCCUAAUCCGCACGAUAUCUUCAAUGAUUUUUCUCAUCUCACGAUUUUUAAACACGUGAAAGACUACCACCAUUCACCAGUCAAACAAACCCAAAUUCGGUUUUAAUAGCAACCACAUGAGGUUUCUCAACUGGUUCCCAACUCUUAAUCUGGUAUUCCUUAGAACAAGUAAAAGACGCUUCCACAGCCAAUCAAACCAACCUAGGGUUUUCACUCAGUUUUGGAUUUUUUCCCGCUCCACAGAACAUGUGCUGGCUGGGGGUUCUGGUUAGGAAUCAACAGCAGAUUAGGUGGUGGGUGAUGAGUGAUGGUGGACCUGGUGGCGUAGUUUCUUAGUUACAGAAUCUUGGGUCACGUCACGCACGAUUUUUCAGUUCUUAAGACUUCUGACAAAAGAGUGGUCUCAUGAUUCCAAUAUUGGGGUUCUCUUUUUUUCAUCAAUCCGAACCCUAAUUUUAUCUCCAAAGGUGAAAACAGUCUCAUGGGUUUGCAUUUCUUGUGCUUAUAUAUACAUCUCUUUGGCUUUCUGGGUUGAACCUUUCACAAAGCCUCGGUAGCCCAAACACCAAAGAGAGCUGAGACAGAGUGAAAGAGAGAGUUGCACCAAUGAAAUUGCCUCUUCUGAGACUCGUCAUCAUCUCCCCACUGUAAGCACCAGUGAAUGAAAUUUGCGUUUGUUGAAGAUCUUGCAUAGAUAUAUUUAUGCAAGACCUUAGAGAGAGAAACAACGUACGAGCUCUCUGAGAGAGCCAAUGAGAGAGCUCUGAGCAUUUUGCUUCUUUCAUGCAUGGGAAACGUACAACAUUGGCUGCUCCUGAAUUGGACGGCUCUGAUCUGCUGUCCUUAGUCUUACACAUGACAGAAAAGACUCAGUUUUUAUUUCCUUUGAUCUAAAAAACCAUUUUUUUGAAUUCACCGAGGUGGGUAAAAGGACAAGGUUGAGGCGAUUACCCACUGGGUAACUGGGUUUCGGACACGUGUCUGAGAUCUGAGCGUUGAAAUGGUCCAGCCAAUCAUAGUGUGGAAACCAGUUCCAACGUGGCAGAGACAGCCAAUCAGUGGCUCGACGAAUUUAAGCAGUGUUAAAUCAACAAUUGAGAGGUAUAAGAAGGCAAGCGCUGAUUCCUCCAACACCGGGUCCGUUUCUGAAGCCAAUGCUCAGUUCUACCAGCAAGAAUCCUCCAAACUGCAUCAGCAGAUUCGUAAUUUGCAGAAUUCGAACAGGCACAUGCUGGGUGAGUCUCUGGGCUCCUUGAAUUUCAAGGACCUCAAGAGCCUGGAGAUUCGGUUAGAGAAAGGCAUAAGUAGAAUCAGAUCCAGAAAGAAUGAGCUGUUGUUUGCUGAGAUCGAGUAUAUGCAAAAGAGGGAAAUAGACUUGCAUAAUGAUAACCAGUAUCUCCGAGCAAGGAUAGCCGAGAAUGAGAGAAACGAACAGCAGAUGAGCUUGAUGCCAGGAGGAGCUAACUAUGAACUCAUGCCAUCUCAGCAGUUCGACUCUAGAAACUAUUUCCAACUAAAUGGACUGCAACCAAAUCAAUCAUACUCUCGCCAAGACCAACCAGCUCUUCAAUUAGUUUAAUAUGCUUCAAGGACCAGUAAUUUCUGCUGUUUUUAGUUUCUGUGGGGAUGAUCUAGUGCCUAGCGGAUGCAAGCUACAGAUUAUCUUGAGAAACACUAAAAAGCAGGGAUCAACUUUUCUCAAGUGGAGGAACUUAAUACUCUGACAAGUUAGUAUCUUUGUUGAUGGGCAUAGGUCACCCAAGUAUGUUGUUAGAGUGCUACUUCUCUACAUGUUUCACACUAUGACUCCAUGAAAGAUUCUACUGAUCGAUGUAGCUAUACUGAUCCUUUGUGUGCUUCUUUCUCCUUGUUAUAUUUGCUAGCAUGCCUGUUUUUCGUCA